AUGGCGAAAUCGACACCAUUGUCUGAUUUGAAGGUGGCCAUGGCCCAGAAACUCAGCAUCUCCGAGGACACGAUUACGUUCGCCUACGAAGGUGAGGAGAUGGAUGAGAAGAAGACCAUCAAGGAAAACGGGAUCCCAGAGCCUGGGCCCGCUGCUAGGCGCGCCGGGGCCAGGGUGGAGCUUCUGUUCUUAAUUCGAGCUGGCGUCGAGAUAGGCGCCCAGCGAGCUCGCAGAGAGGCAGCAGAGGCGGCAGAGGAACAGGAGCGUCAGCGGCUGGAGGAGGAAGCUCAAAGAAGACAGGAAGAGGAACAGAGGCGGCUCAAAGUGGAAGAGGAACAGAAACUGGCAGCAAAAAGAAAGGCUGAUGCUGAGGCUGAGCUGCGUCGGCAGGAGGAGGCGCGCAGAAACAACCGAUGUGUCCUUCGCUGCACAGAGAUCGGAGGAGGUGGUGGCAAGGAGCUGAUUACCGCCAGCAACCUGACUGUGAUGGAGGUUGCGCGGCAGCUGUGCAGAGAGCUGAACAUGCUCCGCGAUGAAGAGCAUCAAGGCGGAAUUGUGCUUCUCCACAACGGUCAGCCGCUUCCAGGACGCCAGACCCUUCAUGAUGCAGGCAUCCAGAAUAAUGACGAGGUUUACUACUUCUGGGGCGAGGGCGGUGAGGCUGUAGCAGAACUCGGAUGA
Molecule: messenger RNA, 681 nt
Organism: Symbiodinium pilosum
Lineage: Eukaryota; Dinophyceae; Suessiales; Symbiodiniaceae
Source: the annotation of a GenBank genome assembly